This is a messenger RNA of Neocloeon triangulifer, 1415 nucleotides long. RefSeq names its product transmembrane emp24 domain-containing protein 5-like. NCBI's taxonomy places the organism in Eukaryota, Metazoa, Arthropoda, Insecta, Ephemeroptera, Baetidae. Bases 140 to 874 code for a protein of 244 amino acids. Gene Ontology annotation, biological process: endoplasmic reticulum to Golgi vesicle-mediated transport; intracellular protein transport; Golgi organization. Gene Ontology annotation, cellular component: endoplasmic reticulum; endoplasmic reticulum-Golgi intermediate compartment; COPII-coated ER to Golgi transport vesicle. The record is from RefSeq and is a predicted model, not a curated record. The transcript is spliced from 4 exons.
GUCUGCUGUGCUGAUUGUGCUACCCUAAUCCCUUUCACGACCGGCUGGCAGCUGGCUAAAAUUUUCGUUUUUGUGUCAAAACAAAGUUUUCCAAAACUCAUACACCGGCUGAAGUUUUUCUACCUGGUCCUGCUCGGUGAUGAAUAUGACUUCCAAAACAAGUUUCUCGUGCAUCAUAUUGCUGUUGUGCUCAACAUUGUGCUCGUCUUCUUCAAAAGAGAACGAAAUGACAGUCAGCAUUGACCCCGGCGUCGAGGAAUGCUUCUUCCAGAAUCUCAAAUUCGGGACACACGUCGACGUAGAGUACCAAGUCAUCGACGGCGGCCAGGGUGAAUUGGACAUCAACUUCAAUAUGUGGUCACCGUCCAGUCAUUUGGUCGUCUCGGACUAUAAAAAGUCUGAAAAUAGUCACAGGUUUCCUAUUCAAGAGGAUGGUGACUACAAAUUCUGCUGGGACAACUCAUUCAGCAGCUACAACAGCAAAACUGUCUUCUUUGAAAUUCUGGUUGAAACUGAAGGAGAAGGCGACGAUUGGAAUUGGGACGAAGACAUUGGGCUGACGGCUGAGGACGUGUACGAAAUCAAGGUCCAGGAUAUCCAGGAAGCGAUUAGUCGCGUCCAUUUGCAGCUGACCAAAGUUCGUCAUGUGCAGGAUCAAAUUCGAGCUCACGAAGCGAGAGAUCGAAAUAUUGCUGAGGGCAAUUUCACCAGGGUAAACUCUUGGUCCAUGAUCCAGAUUUGCCUCAUGAUCGCCGUUGGGGUAGUGCAAGUAAUCAUGGUACGAAGCUUAUUCGACGAUUCGUCAAAAGUCAACAAAUUGUGGAAAAAGGCCAACCUCGGUGCAGGGGUUUCGAGCUACAUGCCCUUCAAUUAAGAUAUAUUUGUGUUCUCAUCUGUCUUUCAACAUUUGGAUUGUUUUAACAUUUUGUGUGCCACCAAGUUAUUUAUAAUAUAACAGUUUCUUGCGAAUCACUAGUUUGAAGUUCCUGACGCCCGUCGUUAUAAUUAACGUCAACCUUGCCAAGUUUUUUGUGUUUAUUUUUAAGUGCAUCUUUCUUUACCAGUGUGUAUAAUUUUCUACAAGUUCAGCACAAAUUAAUGUAACUAGUCUUUGUUGAGGAAAACCAGCCAGUUUGUAUGUUGUACUGCCAAAAUAGAGAUUUGUGAGUAAAUAUUAUUUCACUCAUUUUUUAGAAAGGCUGAUGUUGAUACAAAAAGAAAGAGAUCACAAUAAUCUGUACCAAAAAUCAACACGGAUGCCCUCAAGUUGAAGGCUUAAUAUAAGUGUCAUGUGAUAAUGCAAAAGUUGAAAACAAGUUGUAAUUUUUCAAUGUAGCUCGUGUAACUUUUUACAGCGAUAAUAUGAAGCUCAAAAUUUGCAAUAAAAGAGCAAAAUUGAAUAAUUUCAGACAAAA